AUGGCAGGCGCCCCCAGUGGCGGGGCGUCCGCGUCCAGGGCGCCGCCGCCAGGGAGCGCCGCGCUGAGGCCGCAUGCCGCGGCGCGCGAGAAGAAGAAUUGGCUGAUCCACCUGCUGUACGUGCAGCAGGAGUUCAAGGAGUGCGCGGACGUCAUCGAGGAGCAGCUGCGCGAGUCCAACGGCAUGUGCGAGUAUGCCAUCUACGUGAAGGCACUGAUCCGCCGGCAGGAGGGGCGGGUGCAGGAGUCGCUGCAGCUGUUCCAGGCUGCGACGUGCAUCAACCCGCGCAACGUCCAUGCCCUGAAGCAGGUGGGCCGCAGCCUCUAUCUGCUCGGCAGGCACAGCGCGGCCAUCGAGGUCUACGACGAGUGUCAGAAAUUGUCGCCUGACGAUUGGGAGACCUGGCACAACAAGGGUUUGUGCCAUAUGCACUUGAGACACUACGAGACUUGCGUGGAUUGUUUCACGAAGGCGAACGCCAUCCAGCGGCACGACGUGACCUUCAUGCAGCUGGGCAAGGUCUAUGCUGUGCAGGAGGAUUAUAAGUCGGCCAUUGAUGUGUACACCGAUGCUCUCGAGUUCUCCCCCGAGCACGCCGAGCUGCUCACGACGCUGGGCAUCCUCUAUCUGAGGGAGCGCGAGAACUUGAAAGCAUUUGAGUAUCUUGGCAACGCCCUCACCCAUGACCCGAAGAAUGCCAAGACUAUCUUGGCUGCGGGCUCGAUCAUCCAGGACCACUCCGACAUGGACGUGGCCCUUGUUAAAUAUCGAGUGGCGGCCGUACAGGCGCCAAAUUCAGCUCAGUUGUGGAACAACAUUGGCAUGUGUUUCUUCGGCAAGACGAAGUACGUCGCGGCCAUAGCCUGCCUGAAAAGGGCUUUGUAUCUCGAUCCGUUCGAGUGGAUCAUAUCUUAUAAUUUGGGCCUUGUGCACUUGAGCACCGGCCAGUACGCAUCUGCCUUCCACUUUUUCUCUUCCAGCAUCAACUUGAAGCCCGACUGGCCAUCGUCCUAUAUGUACCUUGCCAUUACUCUGUCCCGCCUGGAGGACUUUGCCAACGCUUGCAGCGCUUACGAGAAGGCAGUAGACAUGGAUACGGACCACACGUUCCACCUCAAUUUUGCCAUAACGCUGCUCAACAAUGGCGACACCGUGGAGGCGAGGAAGCAGUUCGAGGCAUUCGAGAGUGUGUUCUCCCAGCUGGACGAGGAGCAGAAAGGAGCCGACCCGGAGGUCAACGAGCAGCGGCAGCUGCUUCAGAGGCUCCUCUCCGCCGUAGCGUAG
Molecule: messenger RNA, 1284 nt
Organism: Prorocentrum cordatum
Lineage: Eukaryota; Dinophyceae; Prorocentrales; Prorocentraceae
Source: the annotation of a GenBank genome assembly